Molecule: messenger RNA, 1661 nt
Organism: Tribolium madens (black flour beetle)
Lineage: Eukaryota; Metazoa; Arthropoda; Insecta; Coleoptera; Tenebrionidae
Gene: HDAC3
Product: histone deacetylase 3
Exons: 3
Coding region: 324-1619 (431 amino acids)
Molecular function (GO): histone deacetylase activity
Source: RefSeq, a predicted model, not a curated record
UUUAAAUAAAUAAAAAAAGAAAUCAUUUAAAUUAUUAGCCUCGAUUAUUGUAAAAGUGCUAAACAGUGAUAAUUUUUAUGUUUGUGGUGAGACAAAAUGGGGCACAUGGUUCACAAAACUUUUCUGUUUGGUGAUUUUGGUGUGGUUGAGUUGGUGGUAAAGCGCAUGAAACGUCAUAUUUGUUUGGGGGCCUGUUUUUUCCAAAAAUUAUAAUGGGGGCUACCCGAAAGCAUGCCAGAGGAUAGAUUUUGGCUCACUAAACGCCUUAUUAUUGUAGUUUUGUUCUUGUAUUUUUUGUACGUGUGGAAGGAGCUGUCUAUGUGAUGUCGAAGCACCGAGUGUCUUAUUUUUUCAACCCUGAUGUGGGGAACUUCCAUUACGGUACAGGGCACCCCAUGAAGCCCCACCGACUCUCUGUAAUUCACAGUUUAGUGUUAAAUUACGGCUUGCACAAGCACAUGCAGAUUUACCGGCCUUACAAGGCGAGUGCUCACGACAUGUGUCGCUUCCACUCUGACGAAUAUAUCGAUUUUUUGCAAAAGGUCACGCCUCAAAAUAUUCAAGCCUUCACGAAGCAUUUGAGUCACUAUAAUGUAGGGGAUGAUUGUCCCGUUUUCUGGGGGCUGUUUGACUUCUGUUCGAUGUACACAGGGGCGUCGCUCGAAGGGGCCAUGAAACUGAAUAAUAAUCACUGUGACAUUGCUGUUAAUUGGUCAGGGGGGCUGCACCAUGCGAAAAAAUUCGAGGCCAGUGGUUUCUGCUACGUAAACGACAUUGUGAUUGGAAUUUUAGAAUUGCUCAAAUAUCACGCAAGAGUUUUAUACAUUGACAUUGACGUCCAUCACGGAGACGGCGUCCAGGAAGCUUUUUAUCUCACUGAUCGAGUCAUGACUGUUAGUUUUCACAAAUACGGCAAUUAUUUUUUCCCUGGAACGGGUGAUAUGUACGAAAUUGGGGCCGAAAGUGGUCGGUAUUACUCCGUCAAUGUCCCCCUGAAGGAAGGAAUCGACGAUUCGAGCUACUGGAUGGUUUUUAAGCCGGUUAUUUCAAGCGUAAUGGAGUUUUUCCAACCAACAGCCAUUGUGUUGCAAUGUGGGGCCGAUUCUUUGGCCAAUGACCGCUUGGGGUGCUUCUCCUUGAGCACCAAAGGUCAUGGGGAGUGUGUCAAGUUUGUCAAGAGUUUAAAUGUACCGACUUUGGUCGUCGGAGGGGGCGGUUAUACCCUCAGAAACGUCGCCAGAUGUUGGACUUAUGAGACCUCAUUACUGGUUGAUGAACAAAUCUCAAACGAAUUACCGUACACGGAAUAUUUAGAAUUUUUUGCACCCGAUUUUACUCUACAUCCUGAAGUCGUCACAAGACAGGAAAAUGCAAACAGUCGCCAGUAUUUGGAGGCCAUAACUAAAUUUGUGUGCGAUAACUUGAAAAUGUGUCAACACUCGCCAAGUGUGCAAAUGCACGACGUCCCAGGAGACGCAAUUCCAGAAGAUGAUAAAAUCAAAGAAGAGGAAGACCCCGAUGUUAGGAUUAGUCAAGAUUUAGAAGAUAAGACGGUCGAGGCUAAAAACGAAUUUUACGACGGAGAUAAAGAUAAUGAUAAGGAAGAUAUGGAAACCUGACUUGUAUUUAAGUAAAUAAUAUACAAAGAUUUUUUAUUUAAA